GGCAAGCGCACAGUUUACAAGGUCUUAAAAUGAAUGUUUAAAAGAAACUGACCCAAUAUUAUCGCUUCGGAAGAAGAAAUGAUCGUUCGCACUAAAGAACUUAAUUUUAAUCAGAUAAAAAUGUUGGUAAUAAGAAGGUUGAGAAGCGACAGAGACACGUGAGCGACCGCAAAGGCUGCUGGGAUCGCUGAGAGGAAAAUGGCGAAAUGCGCAGCCGGGCGCGGAGGCGCAGAUUCGGCUGCAGCAGAGGACGUCGCCGAGCUACAGAUGCUGCUGCACCCCGAACUUCUGUCUCAGGACUUCAUCCAGUUGAUGUUACAGGAGAAAAAUAUACACAUUGGGGAGGAUGUGAAGGCUGACCGGGACCGACUGACGGAGCUCUUCAUGCAGCACAUCACCCCAAAGCCGCAGCGGAAGCUGCCCCAAAGCCGCUGGGGAAGCAGGGUGGAGAGGAGGAGCCCCACACGAUCACAUGCACAUGGCUCUGUCUCCUCCAAUGAGAGUGGCACCCGGAAGAGGCAGAUGAUCGUGUAUGAUGGCAGCCCCACCAAGACGGGCGCCAUCAAACUGAAGAAGCCCGAGGGAGCUCCGGGAUCCGGCUCGAUAGAUCGCCUCAAGCCCCCUCCAUCCGGAAACUUUGCAAACCCUAUCCGCAAGCUCUCCAGCCCCCCUGCGAAUCGUUGCAGCCCCAACAUCACCACCAGCUCCGCCAGUCCAGCACUUACGAGCCACUCAAGGAAGGAGACGACAAAGUCACAACCCCCCCCAACUGUUAAGUUAAAACGGGUGGCGACCAGCGAGGGAGACUCCGACAGCUCGGGGGAGCUGAAGUCCCCAGAAGUGAAAAAGAAGAUCCAGCCCAUAACGUGGCCAUGAGUCUGCACUCCUGCAGCAGGGGAUGUAGAAGCGGACACAGGGUGGGGGACAGUCCAGGGCUUCUGGCUGCAUGACGAUCUCAGACUCUGGAUCGUCUGCUCUGCUGCCAUCUGCGCAUCACCACAAUGUUCAAGUGCCCUUAGAGUCCUGAAAAUCAGUCGCCUCUUCCAGGAAGUGAAGUACAUACUACGCUACAUCCUGUUGACCCCCAAGUUAUAUGUUCCAUUUUAUAAUGUCAGGAGUCACUUUUGUAUGUAAUUUUUUUUUUUAACUUAUUAAACGAUAGAUUUCUCCUGAGGCGGCAUUUAAAUGGCUCUGAUAUUAGAGUCUAGCCAGGAACUGUAAUGGAGGAUAGGAGUUGCGGUAGGAGUAGCUAUUUCCAUGGAAACAGUGUUCCCCCUCUGGACCACAUCAUGCUUCCCCUGUGGUCCAUGGGCUCCCCCCCCCCCCCCCGGUGUUGUGCAAAGAUUUGCAGUCCUGUCUCACAUGCUUGAUAACGCUAAGGCUUCGGAGUGGAUUGAGCGCUUGAAGAUUUGAGUGCUGCUUCAACUUUUAUACGGACUUAUGCUGUGACACAAGCAGCAACUAGCUCUGACUCCUGGAUGUCCUAGAAAAACGAGCAGCUGCUGUGAUGUCUCGUGUGGAGUAGGGGAUUGGGGAAGACUGUAGAAAAUACAGCAAUAGGUCAUGUCUAUUUCCAGAAUUUUGAGGGAAAUGAUUGACUGCUUUUAUUGGUUUAUUUUUGAUCAUCGGCAUGUGGUGGGUGUGUUUUGGAGCUGUACCGUAUUAUUUGUGUUGGAGAGCUGAAAAUACAUGCUCUGUAUGAGUUGCGAGUGAGAAAAUCCAAUAAAAAGACUGUCUGUCUCUGUCUA
Brienomyrus brachyistius is the source of this 1748-nucleotide messenger RNA. RefSeq names its product chromosome 1 C2orf49 homolog (gene tslig2). The record is from RefSeq and is a predicted model, not a curated record. Gene Ontology annotation, biological process: embryonic morphogenesis. The coding region runs from base 199 to 876 and encodes 225 amino acids. The transcript is spliced from 4 exons. Gene Ontology annotation, cellular component: tRNA-splicing ligase complex. Lineage: Eukaryota; Metazoa; Chordata; Actinopteri; Osteoglossiformes; Mormyridae.